This is a messenger RNA of Cercopithifilaria johnstoni, 1230 nucleotides long. Lineage: Eukaryota; Metazoa; Nematoda; Chromadorea; Rhabditida; Onchocercidae. The record is from the annotation of a GenBank genome assembly.
AUGGAAUUGCGUCAGCAGCAAACUCCGAUCGAACAAUUUCAGAAACUCUCACUUAUACCGCAUGCAGAAUAUAAGCAAAUAUCUGCUAAAAAAGAGAAGUUUGGAGUAACCGCUGACAAACUUCUAUCUGGAUAUCCAACAUCGGAUAGCUAUGAACGGAAAUCACUGGACGGUUUAAACAUUCGCACAGUCCAGAAAUCCAUCUUCAAGUCGGAUAUCACGAAACAAUCACCUUUCAAAAAAGCAUGCACUUCUACCAAUGGAUCGUCAUCUGCAAGCAUCAUAAAUUCAAUUACUGAUGAAAUGUCAGAAAUAAAUGAGGAAAAUAUAUUUGAUAUGGAUAAUUCUGAAGGAAGUUCAUCUUUAAGAAGUCGAGACUCUUCCAGAAGACUCAUGAAACAUAAUUCUGCAAAAAUUGCAAGCGAUAAUAACAGUAGCAUCAGUAACUCAUCAAAUGUCAGUUCAUCACUACCUGCUAAACGAUUGAUGCAAACGAAACAAUAUAUACCGCAACCAGUGAUCCAGGAAAAUGAAUAUGAGAGUACAAAUACCAGUGAAAUUAGCAGUAAGACGAUUUCUUCGUCUACGAUGAGGACAAGUGAAAGAUAUAAAUCUUAUGAGACGAAAAAGCAUGAAAGAAAAAAGAAAUUGAAAUAUUCAAACAAAAACCAAAACAAUAUGAACAACGUUAACACUGGAUUUAAUAAACUAAAUUCUGAAAGUAUCCAAAUAUAUCAAUCGAGAAGCAGUUGCAGUGCAGAUAGUCAAAGUUCUCGGGAAUCGAAUAUUCUGAAUAAAAAGUCAUAUAAAGUUAAAAGCAAGCGAUCAAUUAUCUAUAUGAACAGUUUAGCAAAUAUCGAAUAUGAUGAUGAUGGUUUUGAAAAAUCCGAGAAAUCCAAUAUCUUAUGGGAUCAUUCUAUGCCAAAACAUACAAAUUUAUUAGCAGAUAUUGAUAAUUGCUCAAGAAAAAGCGAACAUGUUGGAAAAAAAUGUUUUAAAAGUGUUGCAGUACAAACAAUUCAUUCAGAAUCAGAUAGUGAUGACCUCUUAUCUCCUCUGUUUACUCCUCUUCUAUUAAAAAAUAUUGAGGAAAAUAUGAAAGGAAUGAAUGAAAAAGAAAUUAUUUCCACAAUUAUACAAACACACGUGAAAUUGAUCAAAAGACAAGCACAACGUGAAAAGCGAAUAUUGGACGAAUGGAAUUCUGUUAUUAGCGAUCUGGAAGAAUGA